Molecule: messenger RNA, 483 nt
Organism: Lactuca saligna
Lineage: Eukaryota; Viridiplantae; Streptophyta; Magnoliopsida; Asterales; Asteraceae
Source: the annotation of a GenBank genome assembly
AUGCUACUCCGAAUCCAGACUCAUGAGGAUACCGCGAGCUGCGAGGCUGUGACCGGUGAGGCGGCGACGGGGACAACCGACUGGAGUAGUGGAGUUGAUCUCGAUGACCAACGACGAGACUCGAUCGGUGAACCCAGAAUGAAAUUGACCAAGGAUUUUUUAGGAGAAAAUAGAAUGACGAAGGUAUACCCGAAACCCAAAAUAUUUACCCUUUACCCGACCCCAAAAAAAAUCGGGUUACCCAAAUACCCGAAAAAGGUUACCCGAUACUCGAAAAAACCGGGCGGGAAGAAGGAAGAAGAUGGGUAUGUUCGUAUGUUCGUAUGGGAUGAAAGAGAGAGGGGUAGGUGGGUGGUGAGGAUGGAUUUCAUAUUCAAGGAGAAUUGGUGGAUUUCAAGGUCCGAUGAUGAUGAUCCUCGCGGAGGUUCAACAACCAUCAGUCGUGGGGAAGAAACAACCACUGGAGGCAUAAGGAGGAAAUAG